UGACAUUUGUUAAGUUGUCAAACGAUAACCUAUAUUAACAUAAGAUUUGCCAUGUCUCUUGUGAAAAUAAUUGUUUUGUUUCGUGAAUUUCAGCAAUUAAUUUAGCCUAUUUCGAUAUCUGAUGGGGCUAAAUGAUAUUUAUAAUAAAAAUAAUGCCGUGUACUAAGUAGUGAUUAUAAAGUGAGGAGUGCCCGCAUCUUCUGUCUCUUGUACACACAGUUUAUAAAACUUGUAUAAUGGCGUCUGAGAGCGAAGCUUCUUGCGAAGAAGAUCCGAAUUUUGCUGUUAUUUGUGCAUUUUUAGAGAAAUUUGGGGAAACAAUGGGAAUAACAAAUGUGGACUUUUUUGAAUUACAGUCUAUGUUGGAAAAUACCCAUGAAGUUUCAAAAAGUUUAGUUGACUUGCAUAUAAAGCUUAUAAGAAAGAUAAAGAAAUCGUUUCAAAUUGAAAAAUGGGAGAAAGCUUUAAUCAAGUGCUGUCACUUGUUCAGCAGCGUGGAGGCUUGGGAAAUAGAGAGAUUUGGAUAUAAGAAAGCGAAAUUAUCUUCUAAAGUUAGAAUUUUAAAGGAGCUACUGGAAAUGCAGUUUGAUUACAAUGCCAAGUUUAAAGCAGAAGUGAACAAAUUAUCUUCGCAAGAGUUAAGAUCAGAACCAAUUGGAAAAGAUAAAUUAGGUUAUUCGUAUUGGUUUCAUAGUGAUAAUAACUGCCAAAUUAGAGUGUAUAAGGAAGAUUUAGACGAUGAAAAAUGGACACUUGUUGCCAGAGACAGAGAGGGUCUUGUGUCUCUUAUAAACACUUUAAGUGAUGGAGAUAUUAAAAACAGUUCUGAUUCUGCUGCUAAUGAAGAUAGUAACAGUUUAUCAGAUAAGCCUUUAAUUGACACAGGCCAAGUUGACACUGAUUCUAAAAAAACUUCAGAGGAUGAAGAUAGUAAUUUACAAAAGAAACAGGAUGAAGACGAUAAGGAGAGUUUAAAGAGGCCUAGAGAAGAAUCUGAGGAAAUAUAUCAUAAGUAUAAAAUUAGGAAUUUGGACGUUGUCGUAUCAAACAUUGCAGUAAAAAGCGAAGAAAACAAUGAAGAAGAGUCAGAACUUGAAGAAACGUCUGCCAAAGAUGCUAAAAAUAGUAAAUUGUCAAAUAAGGUUGAGGACAAAGAACCAAUUGUUGGUGAGGCAAUUGAAGAACCAGUAAUGAAAAUACAGGGCGAGGGCAGUGGCGCAGAGAAUGAUAGUCCAAUAUUAAGUGAAGCCAUAGAAGAAGAUAUAAUGUAUUUUUUUGGUACCGGAUCCGGUCAAGAGUGCCAAGGAGGAAAUGAACCUAACCCAGAAGAGAGCAAAGAAGAUACAAAAACUGAUGAACAAACUGCUUUGUCAACAGAACACCAAAACGAUAAUAACGAAAGUGUUGGAAGUUCGAAAGUUGAUAAGGUUUUGGAUAGUAAUUUGACUUCUAAAAAUGAUGUUAAAAGUGAAGACAUUGUUAAAAAUGAUCUGUCAUCUAUCAACUCAGUAGAUGCAAAGGAGAAAGUCAUUGAAAGUAAUUCAUCUGGUAAUUCUUUAGAUAUAAAGGAAGAUAGUAAAACCAAAGACAAAAGUAAAAAUGACAUAUUCAAAACCCCUUUAGAUACAAAAAAGGAAGUUAGUGAAAAUGAAGAAAAGGAUAGAAAUUUAUUACCUAAAACCCCUUCUGGCAAGUUAGAAAAUGAUAUAGAAAAUGAAAAAUGUGAAAGUAAAGAAAAAGAUGAAGCUAAAACAUUAUCAGAAAAUCUAGAUGAAAAAUUAAAUGGAAAAGAAAGUUUAGCGGAAAAUAAAUUAGACAAUAAUACAAAUAACGAAGAGAAGGUUAGUGAUAAAGUAGAUGAAAAAACUGAUACAAAAGACCAAUCUAAACCUGUCCAACAUGAAAACCAUUCAGAAGAAGAAAAAACUAAUAAACAGACUGAUGUAAAUACUAAUCAAAUUACAAAUGAUUCAGAAUCAAAAGAUGCUAUUAAGAAUGAUGUAGAGGAACAAAAAGCUCCAGUAAUUGAACCUGUUUGUGUUAAAAAGGUUGCCUAUGUAUGUGGGAAUGAAGAAUCCAAAGAAACAAAUGGAGAGGUGUCUUCAAAAACUGAAGAAAAUACUGAUAAAAAGGAACCUGAGUUGAAAUCUGAAGUGACGAAAUUGGUUGAUAAAGAUGAAGAAAAAGUAGUUAAAAGUAAUUGUGAAAAAUCUAAUGGUGUAGAAGAGAAGAAAGAUUUAAAAGAUGUUGAUGACAAAAAUGAGCUAAAAGAAGAGUCAAAGAAAUCCGAAGAGGAUAAACCCGCUAUAGAACCUGAACUUGUAUUAGUGUCGUCUAAGGCGAAAGCGUCAACGGCCAAGUUGAGAAAUGCCAGGAAAAAAGUCGUUCGUCCUGUCCGGAAGGUGGUUAGCAAGAGAGUGACGCGACAAAAUCAAAAGGAAGAACAAGACAGUGGCGAUGAGAAUACGUCUCUGAAAUCUGGUGGCGAUAGUACUGUGAUCUCGUGCGAUUUGAACACGGAAGAUAGUCGGGACACUGCGCCGGCUGUCGAAGCUGAUCCGCUAGCUGUGUCGGAACAAGAAGGAGAAUCCAAUGAAACGACUUCUACGCCAGCAGUUAAGCAAACUUUGGCAUCGUUUUCGCUAGAUUUUAAGGAUUCUGAUACACCAUCGCCAGCUCCAGUGAAAACGCCAUCGCCUAUGAGAGCAGUACGAAAAAGAGGAAGAGAAAUUCCUAUUCAAAAACAACAAGAACCCGACAACGGUCCAGAAAAGCGGAUGAAGCUGAAAGGUCGUCGGCAAGUCGAUACGGCGCUAAGAAAAAGUGUCGAACAACGCAUCGAACAGCUUCAAGCAAGCAGUAGCGAGAGCAAAGAUAGCGACGAUGAACCGCCCGCGCCAAAACCGACGCGGCGCAAACAAAAGAAAAAGUCUAGCACACCAAAGAAACCGAUUAAUAGGAACCCGGAAAAGAAAAAUAGCAGAAUACUUGCCUGUUUGGAUAAAGUCGAGGACUCUCCAAGCGAGGGGGGCUUAGGUUUGAGGCAGUCCCGUAGGAUAGCGCAGAUGAAGAUCAAAGAACAGGUCCAGCCUCAGCCUAGAGAAGAGCGCACCAAGAAACCGAAAGAAGUUGAAAGCACUAAAAGUAAAAAACCAGUUAAACCCGUCGUUGAAGUUGAAGAAGUUGUUGAAGCGAAGAAAAAAAGGAAGAAGGACAAACCGGUGAGCAGGAUAUUUAAUGAAAACCGUCCUUGGCAAUCGAGCUCCGACGAUAGCGACGAAGUGAUCGAGGAGGAUGAAGAAUCUCCAAUUGAGGAAGAAGAAGAGGCAGUGAGGCUGGAAGACUUGAAAUCUGAUCACGAGUUUUCUCCAGAAAGCGAUUUGGAAGAUGCCGACGAUUCUCAGCCUUUGAAACGAGCAAGAACAGCCAAAAAAGAUUCCGACCAAGAAGAAACCGUCGACGAUUUUCCUUGUCAAAAGUGCGGCAAAUUCGACCAUCCCGAAUGGAUCUUGCUCUGCGACAAAUGCGACAACGGCUGGCAUUGUUCCUGUUUGCGACCGCCCCUCCUAGUUAUCCCCGAAGGCGAUUGGUUUUGCCCUCCGUGUCAGCAUAUAUGUUUGCUGGACAAGUUACAGGCGAAACUCGCCGAGCACGACAGAUUGUUGAGCAAAAAAAUCAUCGAAGACCGGCGAAAGGAACGAUUGGCCUACGUCGGAAUCAGCCUGAAUAACGUCUUGCCCGCGAAAGAACCCUCUGAGCACCGUAAAAAGAAGAGACGACAUUCUGCCGAAGAAGAUUCUGAUUCAUCCAAGGGCGAGUCGAAUUCCGAUUAUGACUCGGAUUCAGACAGCGACGACAGCGACGAACCUAUAUAUCAGCUGAGACAACGCAGGCAAGCUAAGAGCUACAAAUUUAACGAGUACGACGAGAUGAUGAAGACAGCAAUUGGCGAGGAACUGGACAAACCGGAGGACACGGCCGGUAAUUUGGGUAGAGGCAAGGAUAUACAAACCAUCGUCAAAGGCCUGGAACCCGAACCCAAAGCGCGGGAGAACGAGGGCAGAGCCAACAUCACCAACCUAAGAAAAAUGCUGAGAAAGAAACAACGCAAACUAAACAGCCUGGACUUUGACAGCGAGGAAGAAGACAUAUCCGACGAAGAUUUCAAGGGAUCUAGUUCCGAAUCGGAGGAAGAAGAGGACGAGGAUGAAUCGGGUGGGUCUGAAGACAGCGACGAUUACGUCGGGAAAAAACGAAGAAAGAAUUUACCGACACGCAGAUCGACUAGAGCCAGGACGAAGAGAUACGACGAAGAUUUCAUCAACGACAAUUCGGACGACGACGCGCCAAAAAGAAAAAAGAAGAAAUCUAUUUGGGAUGAAUCAGACACGGAGGAAUCCGAUGCCUCUGGAUGGGGUAGGAGUAGAAAGGGAAAGAAAAAGAAGAGUUCUGGAAAAGAUAAAAAGAAAAGCAGAAGAAUAAAGUACGGAGGAUUGACGUCCAGCGAAGAGGAACUAGGUAGAGGUCGUCGAACCAGAGGGAAACGAGCGACUUACGUGGAUACUUUGGGCUCGGAUAGCGAAGAGGAGGAGGUGACCAAGAAGCACCCGAGAAGGAUAGAUAGUGACGACGACGAAGAUUUCGUCGCGAACGAAGAAGAGGAUGAAGUGGAGGAUGAGGAUAAGGGUAGCGAGGAAAAUGAGGAUAAUGAGGAGGAGGCGGAGGAGGAUGAAGAUUCGGAGAGGGAAAGGCGCGAGAAACGGUCGCUUUUGGUUCCGAAAAUUUAUAUUAAGAAGCCGUUGGGCGUUCUUAAAGCCAAGGAGCCCGAGGUGAAAGGUGUAGCUAACGAUAAGGCGGCGAGCAUCCCCACUAAACCGGUGAAGCCGAAAUUGGAAGAGAACGACAAUCCUGUCGUCUAUAUCGAGAAGGUUAACUUGAAGGCAGCUGAAUCUAAGCAAAAAAUUAACAUAGUAAUCGACGAAGACUCCUCCUCGACGGUAGAGAAAGAUAUUACUCCUGUCACUCCCACGAAACCUGUCAAAGACAACGUGGAAAAACCAGCCGUCGAACUCAUCUCCUUGAGCGACAAUAAAGCGACAUCUAUUCCAGUGGUUUUGGGUAAGAGAGGUAGAGAUCUUAAAGAGCCUCUGGAAAAGCACGAACCGAUCGUCAGUAACGUCAGUGCCUUAAUCAAAAAUGCUGACGAGAACGACGACUUGUCAGAACCUCCGGGAAUAUCCCUACCCUUUUUCGACGACAUGUCGACCAGCGGUUCUAGCAAGGGAAAAGACGGCUCCGAGGAAGAGGUUCCAAAGAAAAGACGAGGGUCUGUGCAAAUUAAAACUGGCGAGGUUACGAUCACUGUCGCCAAAAAGCAACCCGUUAAAGCAACCAUGUCGGAUUCUCCGAAGAUUGAGAUAGCUGCGCCACCGCAACCAUUUUCUCAAGCUCAGCCAACUCCGUCAAUUAUUACGAGGAUGUUACAGUCGAAACCAGGACAGGCUACGGUGUAUCCAGUGGGUAGCAUUCGGCCUAAACAGUUCGCAACUAUGCGUGACGACGAUUCUUCUGACGAAAGCCCCAAAAACUCACGUGAUUCUUCACCAGCUAGGACAGCCCCAAUGAAUACGUCACAUGUUCCAUACAAUAUGCAAGGAGGCCUAAGGGGACCAAUGAGCGGUUCUUACCGCCCUCAAGCACCUCAUCAUAUUGGAGUUAACCAUUAUCCCAGAGGCCUACCUCCACGUGGCCCUCCUAACACUCAUAUUCCUCGCAAUACCCAUGCCGCACCUCCUCACAUAUCUCAUUCCCCCUCCCACAGCAGAUUACCUCUAUCUCACGGUCCACGGACCCUACACGGACCUCCAAAUCGUCAUGUAUUACCUCCUCAGUCUGGUGGACCACCACAAUCUCAAUCUCCACACGGAUUGCCACCUCAAACCCGCGCUCCGCCUCCUCAGUCACGUGUCCCGCCGCCGCAAUCACGUGCGCCGCCUGCGCAAACACGUGCUCCUCCUUCACAAACGCAUGCUCCGCCUUCCCAGACACAUGCUCCACCUCCCCAAACACACGCAUCUCCUCCUACUCAUGCUCAUCCUUCUGCUAAUUCUUAUCAGCAUCACAGAGCAAUGGAUCCGUCCCCUUCUGGUGGUGGGCCUAUUAAUUUGGCCGAUCCUGAACCUGCAGGACCUCCUCCCGUUAGGUAUCCUCCUGUUACACAACCUCCUCCCGGUAUGGCGCGUCCGCCUAUCCAUAUGCCUCCCCAUCAAGCACCUUACCCCCCACCCCCCUCGAAUAGUAGCUCUAGUGAAGAACAGUCUUUGACUCAGCCUCCUCCUGCUGAAGGUUAUUAUGGGAAUUACCCUCCAGCACCGCCGCCGACAGAAGAUGCUUUGCCACCCGCCCCCUAUGAAGGAAUUCCACCGGAAGGCGAUUCGACUUAUCCGAAUCAAUACGGUGGAGAGGAACCGCCAACGGAGAAUCCCCCUUCGGACAAUAGCAAUAGCAAGCCGUAUGACGACGAAUCGGGUGGCGAGUUUGCGGGGCUAGCUUCGUACUUUUCCAGUCAGAGGGAGGACGAUCUGGACUCAUAGUGGAGGACAACGCCACGCUCCGAAAUUAUCAACCAGGUUCCUUAAAAGAAGAAACUACUACUACCCAUCUCUAAUGACUUUACCGAUGAGCUAGUUAAUAUAAUCUUUUUAUUGGGUGAAAUAUUUAUCUAUAUUAAUUUAUUAUUUCUUAAAUAUGUAGGAGAGUAUUAAUUAUUAAUCAGAAAAGAGAAAAUGUACAGUAAUCUUACGACAUACCUAAUACUUUUUUAAAUAUGAAUUUUUGUACAUAAAAUUGUAUAUAUUAUAUGAUUUUUUUAAGUUAAUAGCAGGUAAUAAAUGUAUUAUUAUAACCAAAUAUACACUGUAUAUUAUAUUAUACAAAAACAUUUUUACAAACUACUUGAACCAAGUUCAAAUUAAAUACUUGCAAGGGAUUGAGGAAACAAUCUUUAUAUUAUUUUUUCGCUAUUGAGAAUAAAUUUGCUUGUAUGUAUAUUUUUUACAGGAAAAUGAAUUGUUUAUGAUUUUAUUUUCAGGGUGAACGUUUGUAGAAAUGUAAAAAUUUUUAGAAUAAAUAAACAUCACUGUUGUGAUAC
Messenger RNA from Sitophilus oryzae (rice weevil), 7150 nucleotides. RefSeq names its product remodeling and spacing factor 1. The record is from RefSeq and is a predicted model, not a curated record. NCBI's taxonomy places the organism in Eukaryota, Metazoa, Arthropoda, Insecta, Coleoptera, Curculionidae. Gene Ontology annotation, biological process: regulation of DNA-templated transcription. The transcript is spliced from 23 exons. Gene Ontology annotation, cellular component: RSF complex. The coding region runs from base 237 to 6593 and encodes 2118 amino acids.